This is a messenger RNA of Urocitellus parryii (Arctic ground squirrel), 2709 nucleotides long. It is a transcript of the gene Mthfsd, whose product is annotated as methenyltetrahydrofolate synthetase domain containing. Lineage: Eukaryota; Metazoa; Chordata; Mammalia; Rodentia; Sciuridae. Gene Ontology annotation, molecular function: RNA binding. Gene Ontology annotation, cellular component: cytoplasm. The record is from RefSeq and is a predicted model, not a curated record.
CUGUCGCCUGCGGACUGCGCCGUGGUCGGCGGGGGGACUGCGGCGCGUGGCGGUGGCGCCCUUCGGGGAGGAUGCCGCGACCAGGACCCAGCGCGGGGGCUGAGACCCAGGCUGGCCGGCCAGGACCCAGGCUGACCUGGGGAGCAAACAGGCGCGCAGAGCAGGGUUCAGGCACUGCGCGCCCCGUGUGCUGCCCUUACCACCCUCCGGCUUCCCGCGGGUUCAUUAGGGCAGGGCCUGCCCCUUUACUUCUCAUCCCCCCCCCUGCCAGUUAGCCCAUUGCUUUGUGUCACUUAUGUGUCUGAGUCAUUGUCUCUCCAGGGCAGGGGCCGCGAUUUUGACAUUUCUUGUCCCCAUAUAGSGUCCUUCUCAGGUUGGGGAUAUUCUAGGUCCUUUGCCUGUGAUACUAACCAUGCCCAGGUGGCUCCAAACAGGACAUUCGAAAACGAAUUUGGGACUACAUGGAGUCAGAAAAUGUAGCUGACUUUCCCCGRCCUGUUCAUCACAGGAUCCCCAACUUUAAGGGGUCUCACCGGGCUUGCCAGAACCUCAAAGACCUAGACGUUUUUGCCAGGACGCAGGAAGUGAAAGUGGACCCUGACAAACCUCUAGAAGGCGUUCGGCUGCUGGCACUGCAGAGCAAAAAAACCUUGCUGGUUCCAACGCCCCGGCUGAGAACAGGAUUGUUCAACAGGAUCACACCUCCUCCUGGAGCCAACAAAGACAUGUUGAGAAGAUGUGCCACCUCCCAGGGGGUGAGGGACUUCAGUGUGCCCGUCGGCUUGGAUUCCAGAGUCCUUGUGGAUCUAGUUGUCGUGGGAUCUGUUGCUGUUUCUGAAAAAGGCUGGAGGAUUGGGAAGGGAGAAGGUUACGCUGACCUUGAAUACGCCAUGAUGGUGUCGAUGGGAGCCGUCCACGAGGGGACGCCAGUGGUCACCAUCGUCCAUGACUGCCAGGUGGUGGACAUCCCUGAGGCGCUCCUCGAGGACCAUGACCUCACUGUGGACUACAUCCUCACUCCAACCAGGGUCAUCUCCACAGGCUGCAGGCGCCCAAAGCCGGCAGGAAUCACGUGGUCCAAGAUCAGCCCUGAGAUGCUUGGGAAAAUCCCGGUACUCAGAAGCCUCCGCGACCGAGAGCAGCGGGCGGGGAAGGACGUCGCUCUUCAGGCUGAGCACCAGCCCUUCCUGGGAUCCGCCGGCCAGCACCCAGCGCUGCCAGGCACGGUCAGGAGGCCCCACGAUGCACCCCGGCCAGGGCCAGAUUCCCUGGAAGCAGCCUGUGGCUCCCGUGAUGGGGAGGAYGUGCCGGCUGCCACCGUGUGUGUGGGGAACCUCCCCCACGAUGCCCGCGUGAGGGACCUGAAGAGAGCCCUCCGCGAGCUCCGGGUGGUGCCCCUGCAGCUCGCCUGGCGGGGGCCGCAGCACAGGGYGCUCCUCCACUACCGGGACCUGGCUGCAGCCCAGCAGGCCGCCUCCUGCUUGCAGGGCCUGCACCUGGGUGACCGUGCCCUGACUGUGGCCCUGGCCAGACCACCCAACAAGUCACCUGGGGGCUGCCCAGGCAGCUAGAGCCACCCUGGGGAGGAGUGGACGUCCUGCUGUGCUGCUGCUGCGGCCCUGGAGACUGUAGCCCAGGGGGUGUAGGGGCGCCUCUGAGGCUCCUGUGCUGCCCCCGUGUCCCCGAGAGGGUGAGUGCGUGCCCUUAGGCCCCCAGAGGGGGACCUCGCCCACACCUUGAGACAAGAAGCUCUGGGACCUGGGUCCCGGUUUUCCUGCCGCGGUGCCCGUCAGGAUGGCAGCUCCCUGUCUGGCCUGCUCCCUGCCUGCGCCAGAGCUGAGGCCGCCCCGGGGAUGGGAGACGUGGCUGCACAGGUGGCCGUCAGAGCUGAUGGCCCUGCCCUGACGCCACCACCUCAGCUCCUGUGCCCAGCUGUGCCCCACACCAGCGCCACCCUCGAGCUGCACGUUAGACCAGUCAGUGAGUCCAGGUGAGCCCAUCCUGGGACUCUGUCCACGGCCACCMAAGUGAUCCCACCUAACCUGUCAACGCGCAAGGAAAUUAAAAUUGUCAUAAAAUAAAAGACUGAUUGAUUGGCAGAGGUCAGUCAGCUGGAAGGUCGGGCUGCAGGCUCUCCCCGAAGCUUCCUUCUGAAGUCGGCCGGGAGGGCACUGCCCGUCCUCUGUGGCCCACAGCCGAGUUCCCCACUAACUGUGGGAUUUAUUUUUUUAAUCCAGUAACAACAAAAACAAGUAAGUGCCUGGAACCUGCCUGUGCAGGUGGCUCAGGGCUUAUUGGGAUAAAAGGACACUUCCAGAAGGAGUGACAGAGCUGGGCAGACACCUCUGGGUUCUAGAUGACAGCUUCUCCCUGGAAGGGCCCCGCAAGAUCCCAGCAGGGUCCCAGGGCACCAGGACGCUGGCAAGCUGGGGAGUAAAUGCUCAGGAGUGACCCCAACAAGCAGAGCUGGGGCUGGACCAGGCCUCAGCACCCCCGCUCUCCUGCAGGGUGCUUGACGGACCGGUGGGUUCAGCUCUGCCAUUUGUUGAAAGGAUGGGUGUGUAGGAGUCCCUCUGGGAGCAGGACAACCCAGACAUAAGGGCGAUGCAGCUCUGAAAACAGCUGUGUAGAGUGCUCAGAAAAUACCAAGGAAAGGAAGGUCGCCCCUUGAUUCAGAGCCACUGUAAUUCCAUGUGUUCUUUUCAAAGA